UAUGUUUUUUUUUUUUUUGGUUUGAUAACCAAGGACCAAUUAUGUAUUGACCAUUGAAUUGACAAUUGACGGAAAUUGUAUUGAUAUGUGACAGCUUUUUUAAAAACAAUGUUUACAUUUAUUUGUAAUUUUAAAUAGUAAAUAAUAUUAAAUAAAUCUAUUCAUUUAAAGCUAUAAUAUGGACUACAAAGUGUGUCGACUAUGUUGUGAAAAUGACGCUACAUCUUACAUCUACCAAAUGGACACCGAUAAUGUAGAUAUUAGAGCCAAAAUUAUGUAUUGUUGUUCGAAGCUUGUAAUCAAGGAAGAUGACGGGCUGCCGUCUUAUAUAUGCAUUCGUUGUGAGCAAGAGCUCCAAAAUUAUUACCGGUUUGUGUUAAAAUGUGAGGCAGCUGAAAAGAAACUGCGCGACCAAUGUUACGAUGUCGCGCUAAAUUCCGGCGCCCGGUACGGCGACUACGAACCAAAAGUGGAAAUUAAAAGUGAAUUAAAUGACGAUGACCAUCAAUACGAUGAAGAACCGCCAGACAAUAGUGAGGUGAACAAUUUUAUUGAGUCUAAAAGUCAAGUUAGGAAAAAAAGGGCUUACAAAAAAAGGACAUCAUACAAAUCCUUAGAGUCGCUAAAAUGCACUGUGUGCGGGCGCAUAUGCGCACACCCGUCCGCGCUAGCAGCACAUAUGCGAGUGCACACAAAUGAAAAACCAUACCUUUGUACAUUAUGUGAUAAGAGGUACAAAGACAGCAGCAAUUUAAAAAGGCAUAUAAACAGAAACCAUCAUUUGCAAAGGGAAAGGAAUUUUGUGUGUGAACAUUGCGGCAAAGGGUUUUAUUCCAGAAGGGAUAUUAGGGUUCACAUGAGGACACACACUGGUGAAACUCCAUAUGUCUGUAAUAUUUGCUCAAAGAGCUUUGCACAAACAAGUACUUUGCUACGACAUAAACUGCGACAUGCCGGCACAAAAUCCCAUUCAUGCCCCACUUGUUCUAAAGCAUUUUGUACCAAAGAAGAAUUACGUAACCAUGCAAUGGUCCACACAACAGAGAAGAAAUUUUCAUGUCCAAUAUGCAAGAUAGCUUUCAAAUACUCAAACAAUGUAAGGAAACAUUUACGAAUGCAUAUGGAGCCAAAUAGAUUUGUCUGUAAUCACUGUGGACGGGCUUUCAAUUUGAAAGGGAAUUUGAAAAUGCACAUUGACAGACUUCAUUCGGAAAAAUCUGGCUUUUGUAAUAUUUGUUCUAAGAGUAUGUCAAAUAUAGAGGUGCAUAUGUGGCGCCAUACCGGACAACGUCCUUUAAAAUGUGAACUGUGCUCAAGCAGUUUCUUUGAACAGAAAGCAUUGGGACGUCACAUGAACUACAAACACAAGCAAACUGAGAAAUACAAAUGUCAUGUAGAUGGUUGCUUGAUGGGGUUCCCGUCAAAGCCUAUGCUAGAUGUGCACACAGCCAAGCUGCACACCACUAACAUUCCUUUUCCAUGUGACCGAUGUUCCCGUGGAUUUUACCGGAAGAAUGAUCUGGCCAGGCACAAGAUUGGCACUCAUAAAGAAAGACUGUUGUAGUUUUUCAGAAGCUAUAAAAAAUAUGAGACUGUAUUUUUGUUUAUAUAUUUAAGAUACUUUUAUUUCAUGAUCUAGUCUUUUAACUCAAUAAAUAACAUUGCCAUACCA
Manduca sexta (tobacco hornworm) is the source of this 1672-nucleotide messenger RNA. Its product is annotated as zinc finger protein 501. The transcript has a single exon. Gene Ontology annotation, biological process: regulation of transcription by RNA polymerase II. Gene Ontology annotation, molecular function: RNA polymerase II cis-regulatory region sequence-specific DNA binding; DNA-binding transcription factor activity; zinc ion binding. Bases 179 to 1564 code for a protein of 461 amino acids. The record is from RefSeq and is a predicted model, not a curated record. Lineage: Eukaryota; Metazoa; Arthropoda; Insecta; Lepidoptera; Sphingidae. Gene Ontology annotation, cellular component: nucleus.